This is a messenger RNA of Rhizophagus irregularis DAOM 181602=DAOM 197198, 1392 nucleotides long. RefSeq lists its product as uncharacterized. Lineage: Eukaryota; Fungi; Glomeromycota; Glomeromycetes; Glomerales; Glomeraceae. The record is from RefSeq and is a predicted model, not a curated record.
GAUUUCUUUAACAAAGAAUUUAUUAAAUUCUCUUAUAUCAAAUAAUAAAAAUAUUAAAUGUUUAUGUUUAGAUUAUAAACCUUUUAUACCAACAAAUGAUUCUAAAGAGAUUAUGAAAUUAUUCACAAAAGUUAUUGAACAACAAAAAAAUUUGGAGACAUUGGAUAUUUCAGAUUCAACUGAUACUUUCACUUAUAAGAGAUUUCAUCCUUCUUUAAUCACUCAAGCCAAUAGUUUAACAUUCUUGAGAUUGGAAUUUCAAAUUACUAUUGAUCAUUUCUUUUUAUUAAUAUUGGAAUUAAAAUGUUUGCAUACGAUAGAAUUACCAGUAGUACCUUAUCAAGAUUUUCUAGUUGAUAAUAAUAGUAAUAUUUUAACGAGAGAAGAUAAAAUCACUUUUGAAUCUGUUUCAAAGAAUACGAUCAUCAAAUUUAAUCUUAAAAAUAUUUUCUUCUUACCAAAGGAAGGUUAUCCACAUAGAUCUGAAGAUUCUUGUAAGGUAUUACAAACUUUAUUGGAAUAUUCAAACAAAUCUGUUGAAACUCUUACUAUAUUUUCUUUAUCGAACGAUUUUAUUCCAACAAUUUCUUUAAAUUGUCCAAAUAUAACUCAUAUAUCAAUGAUAAUAGAUAAUAAUAAUUUGAUAUCUUGUUUAAAAUUAUUCUCAGAAUUACAAAAUUUAUAUCAUUUAAAAUUAAAAUCUUCAAAUAUUCCUAUCGUCACUACUACUACAAUUGAUAGAUUACAAAUUUAUUUUGAUGAAAAUAUUAUUUGGGAUUUAGUUAAACAAAUUCCUAUAACAUUAAAGAUAUUGGAAUUAGAUCUUUUGAUAUCAAGUAAAGAUUUGAAAAAAUUCUUAUUGGAAAAUUGUGAGGCUUCAUUGAAAGAAAUAACUUUUCAUAAUAAAGAAUUGAUAACCAAUCAACAUUUUAAAGUAUUAUUAGAAUAUGUUGAAAAAAAGAAAUCUUUAAGAAAGUUUAGUUUUAAUAGUAAUUAUUUGAAUGAUGAUUAUUUUCUUGAUAGUGGUGGUAGUAAUAAUAAUAAUGAUGAUGAUGGUGAUGAUGAUGAUGAUGAUGAUGAUAAUGAUGGUAACAAUUAUUAUGAUGGUAUGAAAUCAAAAGAAUAUUCUGGUUAUAUAUAUUUAGAAGAAUUGAUGAGAUUGAUACCUGAGAUUUCUGAUCCUAUAGAUGUUGUUAAUCCUUUUUAUGAAUAUUAAAUAUUAUGACUAAAUUGUUGGGUAAAUUUGUAGGAUGUUAUAUAAAUAAAUAUUUGUAUGGUUUUUUUUUUAGCAAUAAAUUACAUGAUUAACAAUACAUCACUCGUUAUCAUCCCGUGAGAUCUCAUUUGUCACACAAUUUAAUUAUUUAUAUCACAUGAGCGAAUGUUUUUUUU